GACUCUGUCCACCAUGAGUGACGACAGGAAAAGACAGGGUGCCGAUGGAGGCUGCGGGGCCAAAGAGCCGCCCAACGUCAAACCCAAACCUGACAGCAAAGGCAGCAUCGAGAAGGAGAAAAAGGAGAAAUCCACUAAGGUGCGUAGGUCCAUGAGCACUGACUCCGAGAAAGGAGGGGGAUCUGGGAGAAGGAGGGAGAGAAAGAGAGACAAAGGGUCGAGGAGGGAGCGUGGUAGAAGCGAGGAGAACAGGAGGCAAGACAGGGAUGGAGAUGACAGCAACCGGAAGGAGUCUGACCCCCACGAAAAUGACAUGGAGGACACUGAGUGCGUGGUUUGCUUCUGCGAAUACGACAACGUCUUUAAAACCCCCAAGCUGCUCUCCUGCGGGCACACCUUCUGUCUGGAGUGCCUGGCCCGGAUCAACGUGACCUCCUUAGAGCUCAAGUCUCUUUCCUGCCCUGUGUGUCGAGAGCUCACCAACCUGCCCCAUGGCCGCAACCUGCCCCAGCUGGGCAACAACCAGGACAUCUUCCGCAAACUCCCUCCAGAGAUGCAGAGGGCGCUGUCCGUGCGCUUCAAGCGCAGCAAGGGCAAGCUGGUCCUCAAGAAGCCCCCUCCUGGUACUACUAGCCUGGCCAAGUCCAGCCUCACCCUGCCCACUCUCAAGAACCAGGACCGGCAGGCCUCCAGCGACCUCCAGCUGGGCACAAUGGACCAGGGCCUUGCCACUGUCGUGGAUGUGGGUCGUCCCCCUAGCAGGGUCAGAGGUCGCCUGUGCAGGAUGUUCCGCUCAGACCAGUGCUACUACAUCGUGAUGGCGUCCAUCAUCACCAUCACCGUGGCGCUGAUGCUGAUGGGCAUCCUGGCCUUUAUGGUCAUGCCCAAUGUGGUCCUCCACAACGGCAGCAAACCGCAGCACGGGAAUUCCAGCCAACCACAGGCUGGUUAACCAGGGAGUCAAAUACCCUGAGGAAAAGAGGGGAUGGUGGUGGGAUGAAUGGAAGUAAGACCAGAGGAGAGAAUCACCCCGAUGUUUUGAGAGGACAAAGAUUGUCAGUGAUCCUAGUAUCUGCCAUUUCAUUUUCUUUACUAAUACUCAGUUACGAAGAAAAUGUGAAUGAACUGAAAAGAAAGGUGACCCUGAAAGCACUAGAGCACACUCAACUGGUGUCAAUACAUAACAAGGACCAUGUUGUUUAUGAAGGACUGAUGCACAAGAACUACUAAUGGGAAAAGUGUAUCAAGAGUUAUUUUUUAUCCACAAUUUUGUCUUCCUUCCUGCAGUAUACACAUCAUGAACAUGGAACAUUUACCCAAAUGUGAACAGGACAGCUAUUGCAGUGAAGUGAGAGUGGACAAUUGAUGUUGUAUGGGGAAAUGUAAUUCAUUAAAAAGUUGUGUAUUAUGUAAUUGCACUGAAGUCUGCCAUGGAGAAUUAUUACAAAUUAGAGAUUAUUUGA
Messenger RNA from Salvelinus namaycush (lake trout), 1463 nucleotides. Its product is annotated as E3 ubiquitin-protein ligase RNF183-like. Lineage: Eukaryota; Metazoa; Chordata; Actinopteri; Salmoniformes; Salmonidae. The record is from RefSeq and is a predicted model, not a curated record. The transcript has a single exon. Gene Ontology annotation, molecular function: ubiquitin protein ligase activity. Gene Ontology annotation, biological process: protein ubiquitination. The coding region runs from base 14 to 952 and encodes 312 amino acids.